Camelina sativa (false flax) is the source of this 981-nucleotide messenger RNA. The record is from RefSeq and is a predicted model, not a curated record. Lineage: Eukaryota; Viridiplantae; Streptophyta; Magnoliopsida; Brassicales; Brassicaceae.
UCCCACUGCCGAGGUUUUGUAGCCCUUGCUCAUCUCUGCAUCUAUUUGGCGGGAAAAUCGACCAGAAAAAAAACCCCUCGAGGAUAGAGAGAGAAGGUAGAUUGAGAGGCGAGAGAGAUAAUGGCGGAUGAAGGUAAAGAGGAGACGGGAAUGGAUCAAGUGGAGGAAGAUUUCUCUGUGUGGAAGAAGAACACACCAUUUCUCUACGAUCUUUUGAUCUCUCACCCACUCGAAUGGCCAUCUCUCACCGUCCAUUGGGUUCCAUCGCCUCCGGGUCCUUACGCGGCGGACCCUUACUUCGGCGUCCACAAGCUUAUACUCGGAACUCAUACUUCCGGUGGUGCUCAAGAUUUCCUUAUGGUCGCCGACGUCGUUACUCCGGCACCAAACGGUGAACCUGGUUUGCGCGGCGCUAAUCAGGAUCCUGUCAUUCCUAAGGUGGAGAUAAGGCAGAGAAUACGUGUUGAUGGAGAAGUGAACAGAGCGCGGUGCAUGCCUCAAAAGCCUACGCUUGUGGGUGCAAAGACAAGUGGGUGUGAGAUGUUUUUGUUUGAUUACGCCAAACAUGCUGCAAAUCCUCAAACGAGUGAGUGUGAUCCUGAUCUGAGGUUAGUGGGACAUGACAAGGAAGGGUAUGGAUUGUCUUGGAGUCCGUUUAAGGAAGGUUAUCUUCUGAGUGGUUCACAGGAUAAGAAGAUCUGUCUUUGGGAUGUUUCAGCUGCACCGCAAGAUAAGGUUUUGAAUGCAAUGUUUGUGUAUGAGGGACAUGAAAGUGCUAUUGCAGAUGUAUCAUGGCACAGGAAGAAUGAGAACCUUUUUGGGUCUGCGGGUGAGGAUGGUCGAUUGAUAAUAUGGGACACACGGACAAACCAAAUGCAACACCAAGUGAAAGUUCAUGAAAAGGAGGUAAGAACCACUCCCCUAUAUCUCUGCACAUAUCAAACAAUGUUAAAUUAGUUGAAAUGUUUGACAUCGCAAGCC